This is a messenger RNA of Sorex fumeus (smoky shrew), 3382 nucleotides long. Its product is annotated as E3 ubiquitin-protein ligase RNF19A-like. NCBI's taxonomy places the organism in Eukaryota, Metazoa, Chordata, Mammalia, Eulipotyphla, Soricidae. Gene Ontology annotation, cellular component: ubiquitin ligase complex; cytoplasm. The record is from RefSeq and is a predicted model, not a curated record. Gene Ontology annotation, biological process: protein polyubiquitination; positive regulation of proteasomal ubiquitin-dependent protein catabolic process; ubiquitin-dependent protein catabolic process. Gene Ontology annotation, molecular function: zinc ion binding; ubiquitin conjugating enzyme binding; ubiquitin protein ligase activity.
CUGGAGAACAUCUAUAAUAGUCUUCUGAACAUCAAACUUUUUCAAGGAUUUCUGAGGGAACCAAAUAUUUACUUACAUCAUGACUUAAUCUGAAUGCAAGAACAAGAAAUCGGUCUUAUCUUUCAAUAUAAUGAAGGGCUGUGUAUAAACACGGACCCUGACUCAAUUCUAAUGAAUAUUUUAGACAUGAGUUUACAUCGACAAAUGGGUUCCGAUCGAGAUCUUCAGUCUUCUGCUUCGUCAGUGAGCUUGCCUUCUGUCAAAAAGGCACCUAAGAAAAGAAGGAUUUCAAUAGGCUCUCUGUUUCGGAGGAAAAAGGAUAACAAACGUAAAUCAAGGGAGCUAAAUGGCGGGGUGGAUGGAAUUGCGAGUAUCGAAAGCAUACAUUCUGAAAUGUGUGCUGAUAAGAACUCCGUUUUCUCUACAAAUACCUCCUCUGACAAUGGGUUGUCUUCCAUCAGCAAACAAGUUGGAGACUUCAUAGAGUGCCCUUUGUGCCUUUUGCGGCAUUCUAAGGACAGAUUUCCUGAGAUUAUGACUUGCCACCAUAGAUCUUGUGUGGAUUGCUCACGACAGUAUCUAAGGAUUGAAAUCUCUGAAAGCAGAGUUAAUAUCAGCUGCCCAGAAUGUACUGAACGCUUUAAUCCCCACGAUAUUCGCUUAAUAUUAAGUGAUGAUGUCUUGAUGGAAAAAUAUGAAGAAUUUAUGCUUAGACGGUGGCUUGUGGCAGAUCCUGAUUGUAGGUGGUGUCCAGCUCCAGACUGUGGGUAUGCUGUGAUAGCGUUCGGAUGUGCGAGCUGUCCCAAAUUAACCUGUGGGCGCGAAGGCUGUGGCACUGAGUUUUGCUACCACUGUAAACAGAUUUGGCACCCCAACCAGACCUGCGAUGCUGCUCGGCAAGAGAGAGCCCAGAGUUUACGUCUCCGGACUAUUCGCUCUUCGUCCAUCAGUUACAGUCAGGAGUCUGCUGCGGCAGCUGAUGAUAUCAAACCAUGUCCACGCUGCGCCGCUUACAUAAUAAAGAUGAACGAUGGCAGCUGUAAUCACAUGACUUGUGCCGUCUGCGGUUGUGAAUUUUGUUGGUUGUGCAUGAAAGAAAUCUCAGAUUUGCAUCUAAGUCCAUCAGGAUGUACUUUCUGGGGGAAGAAACCUUGGAGCAGAAAGAAGAAGAUAUUGUGGCAGCUGGGAACCCUUGUUGGCGCUCCCGUAGGAAUUGCUUUAAUCGCUGGCAUUCCUAUCCCUGCAAUGAUCAUUGGCAUUCCUGUGUAUGUGGGCCGGAAGAUUCAUAAUCGAUAUGAAGGCAAGGAUAUUUCCAAGCACAAACGGAAUUUGGCCAUAGCUGGUGGCGUGACAUUGUCUGUAAUUGUAUCUCCAGUUGUCGCUGCAGUGACUGUAGGUAUCGGUGUCCCUAUUAUGUUAGCUUAUGUUUAUGGCGUCGUUCCAAUUUCUCUCUGUCGAAGUGGAGGUUGUGGAGUCUCAGCAGGCAAUGGGAAAGGAGUCAGGAUUGAAUUUGAUGAUGAAAAUGAUAUCAAUGUUGGUGGAACUAACACAGCUGUAGAUACAACUUCCGUAGCAGAAGCAAGACACAACCCGAGCAUAGGGGAGGGGAGUGUCGGUGGUCUCACUGGCAGCCUGAGCGCCAGUGGGAGCCACAUGGACCGCAUUGGGGCCAUCCGUGACAACCUGAGUGAAACGGCCAGCACCAUGGCCCUAGCCGGGGCCAGCAUCACAGGCAGUCUGUCUGGAAGUGCCAUGGUGAACUGCUUCAACAGGUUGGAGGUGCAAGCAGACGUACAGAAAGAACGUUCUAGUCUAAGUGGAGAAUCUGGCACUGUCAGCCUGGGGACAGUUAGUGAUAAUGCCAGCACCAAAGCAAUGGCAGGAUCCAUUCUGAAUUCCUACAUCCCUUUGGACAAAGACGGCAGCAGUGUGGAGGUGCAAGUGGACAUUGAGUCCAAGCCGUCCAAGUUCAGGCACAGCAGCGGGAGCAGCAGCGUGGAGGACGGCAGGUCCCGGAGUCAUGCGGCCGGCUCCGCCAGCGGCCUGCCUGAGGGGAAGUCCGGCGCCCCCAAGUGGUCCAAAGAAGCUCCGGCGGGAAAGAAGCCCAAAAGUGGCAAACUGAGGAAGAAGAGCACCAUGAAGAUAAACGAGACCCGCGAGGACAUGGACGCGCAGCUGCUCGAGCAGCAGAGCACGAACUCCAGUGAGUUUGAGGCGCCGUCCCUCAGCGACAGCGUGCCCUCCGUGGCCGAGUCCCACUCGAGCCAUUUUUCUGAGUUCAGCUGCUCUGACCUGGAAAGCAUGAAAACGUCCUGUAGCCACGGGUCCAGUGACUACCAUGCUCGCUUUGCCACCGUCAGCAUUCUUCCCGAGGUGGAGAACGACCGACUGGAAAACUCCCCACACCAGUGUAGCAUUUCUGUGCUCACCAAGACGGCCUCGUGUCCAGACGGCCCACAGUCGGCUCACAGUGCUGAGGAGCACGGCAGCAGCGGGAUGAAACCCAAGGUGGACUUGUACUUUGGGGAUGAACUCAAAGAAACCAAUAACAACCACUCACACCAGACAGUGGAGUUAAAAGUUGCAAUUCAGACUGAAAUCUAGGCCUCUAAAUGCUGCAAAAAUCAUUACCACUGAACAACCUUGUUCGGGGCUCGUCGAACUAUAUGUGACAACUCUUAAGUUUUAAGUUACCAGCAAAUGCCGGGUUACAUGAUGCUCAUGCAGAUCCUUUUUCUGUGUUCAGCAAAGCAUUGUCUUUCACGUGGAUCUUAAAUUACCUGACCCUGAAAAGAAGGCUUUAAAAAUGUACUCUUGUAAGGACAAAAGAUCUGCAAAGAAGUUCUAUGUUUUGUGAAUUUGCCACAAAGCAUUGCUUGAAGCACAUACUUGUAUAUUUAGAUAGAAUUUGGCUUAAUUUAUACUCCAUAUAAAAUACUAAUGCAGCAUUCUGGUGGAGAAAACUUGAGACUUAGGGAGAAGUGGUUAGUGACAUUUUAUUGAAACCACUAUAGGUACUGUUUAUAGGAUACUUGCCAGGUUACCCUCAGUAUAUGAUAUUCUUUGUAAUGUUUCUAUAACUCAGCAUAAAAUUCAUUUCUUCAUACAUGUGGAUAUAUAAAGCUUCGCAGCCCAUUUGCUACCAUUUGGAUACUUGGACACUUUGAGCAAGAUUGUGGCAGUUUUUGCACAACUUUGAAAUAGAAAUAUCUGGUACUCUAUUUAUCUUGUGUGUGGUUGAUGCCAUCAGUAGAAGAAAAGUAUAAAAGUAAGUAGUGAAGUAUAUUGACAGCACCAAAUGAGAUACAUAAAACUGCAAAAUAAAAUUUCAUUUGUAAGUAUUACAGAAAAAACACCUUCCACUAAGGGGCCUCUCUGCCCC